Molecule: messenger RNA, 439 nt
Organism: Salvelinus sp. IW2-2015
Lineage: Eukaryota; Metazoa; Chordata; Actinopteri; Salmoniformes; Salmonidae
Source: RefSeq, a predicted model, not a curated record
UUCCACACCAUAGGCCCAGAGAUGUCAUGGGGGGCUGGGAAUAUAUACCUCCGCCCACACUGUCUUUGUUGUCGUUGGUACUGUGGCUUUUGGUGGUGUUGAAACGCAGAAGACAACCAUCUAGCCUGGUACCCCUUCGCAGCAGCAAAAGCACUUUAUGAGCGGAGGAGAGUGAAUCUGCGACGGCGAAGGGGAGCACGGACUCAAUCAUGGCUACCGAAACGACAUCGUCCUGCACUGGCUCCAAUUUACUGCAGCCCAUAAGCGAGAUAAUCAAUCUUCCGCUAGACCAGGUGAACUUUGUGGUGUGCCAGCUGUUUGCCCUGCUCACGGCCUUCUGGUUCCGCCUCUACCUCCACCCCAGUAAGACCAGUCCUUUCAUCAGGCAUGUGGUGGCUACACUACUUGGCUUCUACCUGGCCCUCUUCUGCUUUGGCUG